CUCUGGGACAGGUUUCUCAGAAGUACAGCUAGUUUAGAUACAAAGGUUAUAUUAAUGGAUUCAAACCUUGGCUAUGUAUUUGCACCAGUUAGAUGGGAAAGUAUGGGCCAGGGGGAAUAACUACUAAAGAUUCUCUAAGUCUGGCAGUGCUGGUGCUGUGCGACAGUGGUGAGAUUAGAGCCUGAUCACACUGCACCAUGGGAAAUGAGAGCAGCUCUGCAGGCUUGCCGGAGGGCGCAACAGACAAUGUGGUGCUUUUUCCUCCUCAGGAAGCAGCAUCUGACUCCACACAUGAGGCUGAAGUUCACAGUGAGAAAGUCAGUCCAGAAGCUGAGAAAUCCACCAGCGGAAAUAAUGGAGUAGUCCAGACGGAAGUGCUAUCUCCACUCCACAGUCUCACUCCUGUGGCAGAGGCAGACACACAUACUCACGAGGACGGGAGUGGAAAAGAAGAGGAACUCGAGUUUCCACAUGACCUGCUGCCCAGCAUAGAUCUGAGCACUGAGCUCAACUUUACCUGGGGAGCGUCACUCAGCAGUAAGCCGGGUGAGAAAGGAGACCCCCUGCUGGGAGAUGUGCAGUAUUACAUGGAAGCCAGUCCACCAUUGGUGGCCAUUGUAAUGAGCCAAGAUGGAGAGGCAGUUUCCACAGAUAGCUCAUCUGUUCCACAGCUCCAGUCAGCUGGAAUGAUUCAGGAAAAUGCACCAUCACACCAGUCCUCAGCAACACUGGUGGACCGUGAGCUCCAAGAAGCCUUUAAGGAAUGUGAGGAACAAAUAGCCUCUUUUGGCAUGUCCUCACACUCAAUCACGUCAUGCAGUACAGAUCAGACUGACAGCUGUCUGUCGGAGGCCGUGUCUGCAACUGAUAAUGAGAAACUCAAGAGUACAAGUAUCAAGGAGGAUCCUAUGUCACUGUCAAUUUCACUCGCAGAAUCUCAAAAAGGAUGUGACCAGAGUUGCCAUGGAAAUCUUGGAGCACAAACUACUGAUUUAGGAUCUUGCACAGAGGAGACUGUGUUUAGCUUCAGAGACUAUAUACUAGGGAAAACACAACCAGAGCAUGCCAGGACCGAAGAUCCCAAAGAACACAGUGAGAAAUUGAACACUGAACCAAAGGAAGAAUUUCAUAAAGAGCCUGAAAGGGAAACAAACAUUGACAAAACAAAAUCGGAAAAUGGACUAAAUAAAAUAUAUGAAAUACAAGAAGUAUCAGAAGGUGUCAGCUUAGUAGUUUCCAAGGACUGUCUAAAUGAGGAGGGUAAAUCUAUAACAGGCUCAUCUUAUCCCACUGGAGAAUACACCUGCCCCCACACUGGACCAUCUGCAGAGUACUGA
This is a messenger RNA of Ictalurus punctatus (channel catfish), 1337 nucleotides long. RefSeq lists its product as uncharacterized. Lineage: Eukaryota; Metazoa; Chordata; Actinopteri; Siluriformes; Ictaluridae. The record is from RefSeq and is a predicted model, not a curated record. Bases 198 to 1337 code for a protein of 379 amino acids. The transcript has 7 exons.